Melozone crissalis (California towhee) is the source of this 2264-nucleotide messenger RNA. RefSeq names its product serine active site containing 1 (gene SERAC1). The transcript has 17 exons. The record is from RefSeq and is a predicted model, not a curated record. Bases 44 to 2008 code for a protein of 654 amino acids. NCBI's taxonomy places the organism in Eukaryota, Metazoa, Chordata, Aves, Passeriformes, Passerellidae.
GCGCGCGGGGCCCGCCGCAGGGAGCGGCGGCGCAGGCGGAAGAAUGUCAGUGGCUGCUUACUGUGUAUUUUGCUACAGAAAAAUAGGAACUUCUGGUCCAACCACAAAAAAACACCUACCCUGGUAUGACAUCAGAAAAGUUGCAAAAGUAACUGGAUCACUUAUACUAGGAGGCUUUGUUUUCAUUACCUAUCAAGUCCUGUCCUUAAAUAAGUUACUGAAAAUCGAUACUCAAGCUCUACAUCAAGAAAAACUGAAAUCCUAUAUAUAUGUACGUACAGCUUCUCUAAGCCCGAGUGAAUAUCAAGGAAUUACAUACAGAGCCAGAAAAGAAAUCCAUAAAGCAGUGAGGAGAAUUCUAGAAAAAGAAGCUAAAAUCUUCCGGACAUCUUUUAGUGAACAAUUCAGUACCUUUGAUGGAGAAGAUCAUGAGUGUGCCUUAUGGCUUCUCUUAAAGAGAACUCAGUCAGAAGACAAAGCAACCCGACUGCAGGCUGUACAAGACCUGGCAAGCAACAGUCACUGGCAUGAUUAUCAGUAUGUCACAGUUGCUCAAACCUGUGAUCAAAGGACUGCUAUAGGUUUGGCUCGAUCCAAAGAUGUUGACCUGCGCUUUUUCCUGCCUCCACCACCAUUGCCAAAAAUAAAAACUGACGAUCCCAUAGAAGAUGAACUUCGUUUGUUGUUGGUGUCUUUACCUCAGACUGGUCUGGAUCCAUGUGUCCAGUACUUCACAUCCCUUGCGUUACGGGAAAGUAGCCAGACUCUGGCUGCACAAAUGGGAGGCUUGUGGUGUUUUGGAGGAAAUGGACUUCCAUAUUGUGAGACAUUGAGUAUAGUCCCUUCAGAGACAGUGGAACUCUUUUGCUUGCAGGCUUUAGUACAGCAUUCUAAGAUUUCCUCUCACUGUGAUAAAAUUGAAGCUAAAGGAGGCCUCCAGCUACUGCAGAGGAUAUACCAGCUACGUAAAGAUUCUGCAAAGAUCCAGAGGAACAUAAUCCGCAUUAUUGGGAACAUGGCUUUGGAUGAACAUCUGCACUCAUCCAUAGUACGUGCAGGUUGGGUUUCUGUUCUUGCUGAAGUAAUGAAAUCCCCAUACAUCAUUCAGUCUUCUCAUGCAUCCAGAGCUUUGGCUAAUCUAGACAGGGACAUGGUGAAAGAAAAAUAUGCAGAUGGUGUUUAUGUCUUACAUCCACAAUAUCGUAGCAGCCAGCCUGUCAGAGCAGACAUCCUCUUCGUUCAUGGGCUUUUGGGAGCAGCAUUUAAAACCUGGCGGCAGCAGGACAUGGACCGGCAUUUGGAUAGAAGGGCCUCAGAAGGGGAGGAGGAAUACACUCAGUGCUGGCCAAAGACAUGGCUUGCUUCAGACUGUCCUUCCCUUAGGAUCAUAUCUGUGGAGUAUGACACCCAUUUGAGUGACUGGAAAGCAAAAUGUCCUGUUGAGGCUCAAAGGGAGUCUAUUGCUUUCAGGAGCAGUGAGCUGCUUGACAAGCUCAAAGCUGCUGGGAUUGGAGACAGACCUCUGGUGUGGGUAUCCCAUAGCAUGGGUGGUCUUCUAGUCAAAAGGAUGCUGGUGGAUGCUUCCAAGAAUCCAGAAAUGGAUAAAAUUGUAAACAACACCAGAGGAAUCAUAUUUUAUAGCGUACCUCACCAUGGUUCCCAGCUGGCUGAAUAUUCUAUAAAUGCCAGAUAUCUCCUCUUCCCAUCUGUGGAGGUUAAAGAGCUCAGCAAGGAUUCUCCUGCCCUUAAAGAGCUGAAUGAUGACUUCUUGUCUUUUGCCAAAGACAAGAAAUUUUCAGUGCUGAGUUUUGCAGAAACCCUACCCACACACAUAGGCAGCAUGUUAAAACUGCAUGUUGUACCUGUAGAGUCAGCAGACAUAGGAAUUGGAGACCUUAUUCCAGUGGAUGUUAAUCAUCUAAAUAUUUGCAAGCCAAAGAAGAAGGAUGCUUUCCUGUAUCAACGUACACUGAAGUUCAUUCAGGAUGUUUUAGCCCCAGAACUGUGAGACUGAGGUUUUGCCAUCCUUUCCUGCUUGUGUCCUGUGUUUGGUGUAACACAGAAACUUCUAACAUUUGUUAGGGGAUCUGCAGAAUUACAAGGGUGCUGUGUCAAUAGUAUCUGCUGCUGAAUAAUUUCUUGUAUAUCUUGAACUUUAGGCACCUGUCCAUUUCUUUUUCAAAAUACAUUCAAAACAAAUACAAACUUGGCAAAAAGAAAGUGUGUGCCCAGGGUAUCUUCUUUUAGCAAAAAAACCAACCUAA